CGGGGAAGUGCGUCAGAAGAGGCGCGAGGAGAGUAGGGUGCUGUGGUCCGAGCUCGAAGGUGAAGCCGCUGGAGCCAGAUGAUGGGCGUAUGCAGGUGAUAGACUAGAGAACAAGACUUCUGUCUCCGUAGCAUCUUGGAGCAGUCUGAAUGCCAGAAUGGAUAACCGUUUUGCGACAGCAUUUGUAAUUGCUUGUGUGCUUAGCCUCAUUUCCACCAUCUACAUGGCAGCCUCCAUUGGCACAGACUUCUGGUAUGAAUAUCGAAGUCCAGUUCAAGAAAACUCAAGUGAUUUGAAUAAAAACACCUGGGAAAAGUUCAAUACCGUUGAGACAGAUGAAGCUACUUAUAAUGAUACACUAUUCCGAUAUAAUGGCACUCUGGGAUUGUGGAGACGGUGUAUCACCAUGCCCAAAAGCACACUUUGGUAUACAUCAUUAGAAAGGACAGAGUCAUUUGAUGUUGUCACAAAAUGUAUGAGUUUCACGCUAAAUGAGCAGUUCAUGGAGAAAUUUGUUGUUCCUGGAGACCCUGAGAGUGGAAUUGAUCUACUUCGGACUUAUCUUUGGCGUUGCCAGGUCCUUUUACCUUUUGUGAGUCUAGGUUUGAUGUGCUUUGGGGCUUUGAUUGGACUCUGUGCUUGUAUCUGCCGAAGCUUAUAUCCCACCAUUGCCACGGGUGUCCUCCAUUUCCUUGCUGGUCUGUGUACACUGGGCUCAGUAGGUUGUUAUGUUGCUGGAAUCGAACUACUUCACCAGAAACUAAAGCUGCCUGAGAAUGUAUCCGGUGAAUUUGGAUGGUCCUUCUGCCUAGCUUGCGUCUCAGCUCCCUUACAAUUCAUGGCUUCUGCUCUCUUUAUCUGGGCUGCGCACACCAACCGGAAGGAAUACACCUUAAUGAAGGCAUAUCGUGUGGCAUGAAUGGGAAGCUUCCUGGUUUACCAUUGCUAUUUUUAAUAUCUUUUGAUAUUCAUACUUCCCUUUGCCUCCCCAUUGUUUUUAAUUUUUAUUUUUUGUGGAUAUAUCAUUUUAAUGUUGAAUAUUCAUUUUAUUUAUACAUCCAACUAAAUGCGCACUUAGUAAUGCUAAAAUUUAUGUGGUUUACUCUGAAUGACAACAUCUUUCAGAUGUACCAGUCAGGGUCAAUGUCUAGACAGAAAGAAAUGGAUAGAAAGUUAACACAAAUUUGUGAAAGAAAAUUGAAAGUGAGAAAUUAAUUCAGAACAGGUUCUGCUAGUCCUGUUUUAGACUCUAGUAACGAAGUUACUCCAUCUGUUGAACUAGAAACUUUUAAGUUUUUUGGGAAACCUCUUAUGAAUGUUAAAACAUGCUUACUUUUCUUUUAUAGCCAGUCAGCCAAUGGUAUUAGUGCUUUUAUCAAAGGCUUAAAGCUCCAUAAAACUGGGGAAUUAUCUGUGACCUUUUUUCCUAAACUUUGGCACAUACCUUCGUCUGAGGUGAAAUAUGGCAGCUGUUUAUACCUACAUUUGUUUCGCUACAAGAAAAGAAGUGAAAAGAUGCAGUGUUCACUUGGAAUUUUAAUUUUAUAACUUCAAAGUUACAUUUUAGAUAGGUGAGUUAUUAUUAUUUUUGUUUUCAAAAUGUUACUAGGAUUUUCAGUACCACCAAACCAUUUGAAGUUUUGCUCAUUCUUACAUACCAGGUUUGUUAAAAGUGUUUU
Molecule: messenger RNA, 1679 nt
Organism: Octodon degus (degu)
Lineage: Eukaryota; Metazoa; Chordata; Mammalia; Rodentia; Octodontidae
Gene: Cldnd1
Product: claudin domain containing 1
Exons: 6
Coding region: 158-919 (253 amino acids)
Cellular component (GO): membrane
Source: RefSeq, a predicted model, not a curated record